Molecule: messenger RNA, 1637 nt
Organism: Myotis brandtii (Brandt's bat)
Lineage: Eukaryota; Metazoa; Chordata; Mammalia; Chiroptera; Vespertilionidae
Product: gamma-glutamylaminecyclotransferase-like
Exons: 3
Coding region: 547-1008 (153 amino acids)
Molecular function (GO): gamma-glutamylaminecyclotransferase activity
Source: RefSeq, a predicted model, not a curated record
ACCUACACCUAGCACACUAUUAGUCUACCCACAACUGUUAGUUUCUGUGAUCGAUUGGUCUGAGUCCCCCUCCAGACCGGAGGCCCUGCCCCGGUGUAGGGAUUUCACUUAGAAUUUCUAGGCAGCAGUGGGAUCACCAGGAGCCCUACUGACUCAGAGGCCUGGAGUCGCUCCUCUGAGGCUUGGGCACCUCACUUCCAAAAGCAGGAAUUACACAAUGGCGACCUCUAGUGGCCAGAAGGAGGAACUGCAGUGGCACACUCCUCCCAGGAGAGAGCUGACCAACAUAACCCCUGCUUUCUUCCAGGCACGUCACAGAAUUGUACCGUUUGUCUUUAAGGUUUAGAAUAUCUACAUCGACAAGGUGGACACCCUCAUCCCGACUUUAGAGGUCUGGUCCGGGAGCCAGAGCGCGGGCGGCACUGGGAGCCUCGGCAAUGCAGACCCCCACCCCACCCAGACCCAGCGAAUCCGAAUCUGUACCCUAAGCCGAUAGGAACUCAGUCUGCGGGCCGAGGGCGCCGCGCUCUGCAGCAGGCCUGCCCGAUGGCCGACGUGUUCGUGUACGGGACCCUGAAGCGAGGCCAGCCCAACCACAAGGUCCUGCUGGACGCCACCCACGGCUGCGCCACCUUCCGGGGCCGGGGCCGCACGGUGGAGCCGUACCCCUUGGUGAUCGCCGGGCAGCAUAACAUUCCGCGGCUGCUGAACCUGCCGGGGCGCGGCCACCGCGUGUUCGGAGAGAUCUACGCUGUGGACGAGCAGAUGCUGCGCUUCCUCGAUGAGUUCGAAGGCUGCCCCGACCUGUACCAGCGCGUGCGGGUGAGCGUCGCGGUGCUCGAGCCGGAGGGCGUCUCCGAGGAGCCCCCGGCCGCCGAAAGGCGCCUGCAGUGCUUCGUGUACAUCACGGCCACCUACCCGCCCGAGUGGGCCCAGCUCCCGCACCUCGACAAUUACGACGUGCAGGGGGCGCACGGGCUCCCCUAUCAUCCACGGGAAAACAGAUAAAAUCCCAAGGAAUGCUCCCUAGCCAGGGGACACACAGAGCCCUGAGGAUAAGAUCACCCCAGCGUGGUCUGCACGCACUGAAUGCAGAAGCCCAAUGAUGUCCUUUGAAACAAAUAUUUGUAAAACUCCAUCUGUGGGAAAAGAAAGACUCUCUUUUACUGUCAGCCAAUUUCCUAGAUAAUUUUGACAUACCAAUAACAAGAUUGUGCCCUUAAAUCUAUCCAUCCCAUACGGCUUUAUUGCUUGCUGCUUAAAGAGCAUUAGGUUUUUGAAGGUACUGGGUAAGACAAAUUUAGGAUUUUAAUUCCCCUAAAUGGCAUUUCAGGAACUCAUAUGUUAUCAUACUUUUCUUGCUUCUCUGUCUGCUUUGCUUUAAUCUGAAGAUGACAUUUAAAAUGAAUGUGAAGACUUUGUGUUGCAGCUAGAUUUUAGCAGCCCUACUCUAUUGAUUCUGACCUGUAUAGCACCAAGAAAAAAAAAUGCUAAGCUGAUCUUGGAUGUCUCAGUGUAAUAAAUAAUAAAAGAAACUCAAGAAAAGCAUGCUGCAUUUUAGAGUAGUUUUGGAGGACAUACAACAUUUUUCUUCACAAUUUUCAGAUCAAGCUUAUUAAAGAGACUAUUAAAGAUGA